Molecule: messenger RNA, 3202 nt
Organism: Corythoichthys intestinalis (scribbled pipefish)
Lineage: Eukaryota; Metazoa; Chordata; Actinopteri; Syngnathiformes; Syngnathidae
Gene: znf410
Product: zinc finger protein 410
Exons: 12
Coding region: 205-1563 (452 amino acids)
Biological process (GO): regulation of transcription by RNA polymerase II
Cellular component (GO): nucleus
Molecular function (GO): DNA-binding transcription factor activity, RNA polymerase II-specific; RNA polymerase II cis-regulatory region sequence-specific DNA binding
Source: RefSeq, a predicted model, not a curated record
AGCAUUUGGUCCAUCCGAGACGCUGUAGAGGUGCCGCUAGCUUAGGCUACCACUUAGCACUACUAGCUUAGCAUUCUUCGGACGAAAUAAGUCUGUCUCGCGAAACCACGCUGGGGUCAUGUUUCCCACGUCAAGAUGACCACAAACUUAUGACUGACACCGAAGCUCCCUUUUAACUUCUCAAGGUGACACCCAGGGGGACUCAUGCUUUCCGAUGAGCUCGACUCCAAACCAGAGCUGCUGGUGCAGUUUGUUCAGAACGCAUCCAUCCCGCUGGUGCAGGGUUUGGAGGAGACCGAGACCAAACACCCAUGCCUGCCACUGCUGACACCGGUUGGCAGCUCACUGUGUGGACACCUGCAGCUCACAGAUGGCACGCUGAGCCCCCCACCGGAAAGUUCGUCAUUGUCGGAGCUGCAAGGUGUAUCGGAACGAAGCCCACUUGUGGUUCAGCAGAUGCACGUCGCGCACCCACGGGCUUCACCCAGCCCGCCACCCAUCCUCCAUGACCUGCAGCAGUCGGAUGGCACCUCCUACGUCCUGCUCAACCUGGCAAAGGGCAUCACGGCCUCAUCCGAGUCCCUCAUAUUCGCCGCGGACGGAACAGCCGACGACGAAGACGUGUCGUCGGUGGACUACGGCCUGGAAGGCAGCGCCCCCUGGUACCUGCGGGUCCAGGAAUUAGCCCACGACAGCCUGAUCGCAGCCACGCGUGCGCAAUUGGCACGCGACGCCAAGGCCAGUCAGGACGCCAGAGCGGCCACCGCCGCCAACGGCGACCACACGCACGUUUCACCGUCAGAAGCCGCCGAGCGACAGGCGACGGCACCGGUACCUGUAACGCUGCCGUCGCCUCCGCCGCCUCGGACCGGGCGCCCCCUCGCCACCAGGCAGAUCCUCCGCUGUUCUUUCGAUGGCUGCUGCAGAACCUUCACGUGGCCAGCUCACCUCAAGUAUCACCUCAAAACGCACAGGAACGACCGCAUGUUCCGCUGCGUGGCGGAAGGCUGCGGUAAGAGCUUCUACGUCCUCCAGCGUCUCCAGGUUCACAUGAGGACGCACAGCGGCGACAAACCUUUCGUAUGCAAGGAGAACAAUUGCGGAAAGAAGUUCACCACGGCCGGAAACCUCAAGAACCACAGACGCGUUCACACCGGAGAGAAGCCUUUCGUGUGUGAAGCAGAUGGUUGUGGGCGCUCCUUUGCCGAGUAUUCCAGUCUGAGAAAACACAUGCUCGUACAUUCUGGAGAGAAGCCUCACCACUGCGGGAUCUGCGGGAAGACCUUCUCUCAAUCCGGAAGCAGGAACGUCCAUAUAAAGAGACGCCACGGGGAAGAAGGUCUUGUGGCAGAAAGCAGGGAAACAGGAGAGGCGUUAACACGCAGCAGCCUUUUGGAGGCCGACAGUGAGAACGCGACUAGCCUGGAUGCCGUCAAUCUCCAUCACGCUAUGCUCAGGUCGCAAGGUCCGGAAGACUCUGUGACCGUUCUGUCUCCUCCACACCAACUGGUCACCAUGACGACAGAGGGCGCCACCUACGGAGAUGUGGUGGCGCUGCUGUAAAACUGAAUUGAAUUGAGACCUGUAUAUAUUUCAUAAGAAGGUUGAUUGUCUUUUCGGGGGAAAGUGUAAAAUUAUAACAUUUAUGUAAAGUCCCAAAGAAGAUACAAGACGGGUUUAUGGAAAAAUAACAUUUAUGUUGUUACCUCUGCAAACAUGUUCAUAUUACAUACAAAGAGUCAUGAACAUUUUCACACGCUCCGCCUCAUCCACCUCCUCGCUCUCUUAGGUGUAUGUGGAGGUUUUUAAAGUGGUCCAAGGUGGCACCCAAAGCCCAACUUGCCUCCACGUUGUUCACUUUCUUGCUCAGCUACAAACAAAACAUAACCAAAUAACUCAAAUGCCUUUUUGUAUUUAUUCAAAUAAAAACCAAAAAAAAGUUUUUUAGAAUUUAUUUGUGCUAUAUAUUUUAUUACCCUAUUUUCUGUACUAUAAGGCGCAUCUUCAAUGAAUGGCACAUUUUAAAACUAUAUGUACGUAUAGUAUAGAGUUUAUAGGGCACACUGCAUUAUACGGCACAGUAGUAGUAGUAGUAGUAGUAGGAAUACGAGUGGUCGGGGUUGCAUUAUUCAUCCACUAGAUGGAGCUACGCGAAAGGGAAUGUUAUGCCAUGAAUAAACAAUAUUGGAUUAAAAGGUGUACAUUCGGCUUUUGAGAAAAUUGAAGGCUUUUAGAUGCACCAUAUACUGAGGAAAAUACGGUUAUUAGUUGGCCCCAUUUAAUUCUUUUCUUACCUUUUCAUCUAAUGAUAAUGCUCCAAAAUCAUAAUUUUCUUCCAUUUUACUUCUGAGUUUAAACAUUUUUAUAAAUACUAGUAUAUAUAUAUUUUUUUACAUUUUCUUUUUCCAAACUUGAGUCCUCAGUUUCCACUUUAAUUUUGAGGUCUUGUUUCCCCAACACAUUCUUUUCAUUAUUAGGCUCGAGCGUAUGACGUGGCACUCGCGAGGUUUCCGCCCCUAUCGCCAUGUUGGAAGCAGGAAGUUCGAUGUCAGAACUCCGGGAAACAAACAGUGAGGCAUUUCGACUCAGGUCGCUCUUUAAAAAUGAUUGGAAAUUAUUGUUCGGUAAAGAAUUGCAACAACCGAUCGAAUAGAAAGGGGAAUGUACAGCUCGACGGAAUCCCACUGAGUUUCUUCCGGAUCCCUACAUGGAGAAAAGGCGAGGGAAAACUCAUAUCUGAACUUACCAAACGUCGAAGAAUGGCAUGGGUGGCCUCGAUCAGAAGGAAGGGCAUAACGUUUGAUUCUCCAGUUACAUAGUUUGCUCUAUGCACUUCCACUCUGGCAAGUUAAUUUCGAAACCUUUAUGCCCUAAAUCGGCCUGUUGUUAGCUAUAGCUACAGCUAAACAACUAGCAUGCAUACAUGUGCAUUGUCUUCAUAAGACAUAAUGCCUGUCGUUUCUAAAUGAAAAAGCUAUAACAUGUUGACAUGAGAUCGUGGCAAAGAAUUUGUACACAGGCUACAUUGUCUGCAACAAAUCUGUUUUCUAAAACACAGCAUUGAUUUGUCACUUAACUAUCACAGCUCAGCACAGCACAAACUCGGAUGUUCAUGACAAUGAAAAUGUAAACACACAUUGCCUACCUUUGCAAGAACGAUGGUGUUGCCGUUUGCUACGGUCACAAUGUGCAGGUCCUGCAC